GCAAUAUAGUAUGUCAUUCAUUGCAGUUGUUUUUUAAAAAUUUGGUUGCACAGUUGAUUUUUGUUGUAAUCAUGUACUAUUUUUAACGAACGAAUGGAUUAAAUAAUCAAUGAGGAAUAUCAAGUACACAUUGAAUUGACUAUAACAAUUACCUAGAAUUCGAAACGCACUGUAACGGAAUGAUGGACGUAAAAGUUGACAUUGAGUAUUGUGGCUCCUGUGGUCAUAAAAAACAAUUUCUUCAGUUAGCGGAAGAAAUAAAAAAGAACGUUCCGGAUGCCACUGUCGCUGGUACAGCGGGAAGGCGAGCAUCUUUCGAAGUGCAAGUUAACGAUGAGCUAGUAUACUCGAAACUUCAAACGCUAGCCUUUCCUGACUUUGUCGCAGUUGCAGAUAUGAUCAAAGAUGUGGCUGCAGGCAGUCUAGUAAGAAAGAUUGAUCGACAACAGGCUGCUGACUGCAUUCUUUUAUAAGCACAUUUUAUUAUGAAUCAGGUAUUGCCAAACUUAUUUUACACUUGGACGUUAAAAUAUAAAUAUUUUUCGUAAUGAAUAAUAUUAAUGAAUGCUUCCUACUAAUUAAUAGUUUUGUUCUGGAAUAGGAAAUGACUGCGUUUUAAGUCUUAACGAAUUAGUUGGCGUGCAGUUAAUGUGUAAAAAUUUAUCCAUCAGAUAUUGCCAGUGUAUCGUGAUUUAAAUAUAUGCAUUUGAAU
Molecule: messenger RNA, 712 nt
Organism: Ooceraea biroi (clonal raider ant)
Lineage: Eukaryota; Metazoa; Arthropoda; Insecta; Hymenoptera; Formicidae
Product: migration and invasion enhancer 1
Source: RefSeq, a predicted model, not a curated record